AUGCGGCCCCGGGCGCUUUUGCUGCUACUUCCGAGUGCAGUCGCCAGCGCAAUCCACAGCGAGGUCUCCCACGAUGGGCACGUAAGCCACAGCAAGGAGUCGGAGAAGAGCUCGGACAUGAGCAGCUCCGUGAAUUCGGAGCACCAGGAGGGCCAAUACCCGACCUUCGGCAGCAGCGGCUUUAGCAGUGGCGGCUUCGGCAACAGCUACGGCAUGAACAGCAUGGGCGGCGGAAUGGGUGGUGGAAUGGGCGGCUCCUACGGCAACGGCUUCAACUCAUACGGCUCUCCAGGGCCGCAGGGCUACGGCCAGCCAAUGGUCCGCUCCGGAAAUCCCAUGAUGGCCCGCUCUGGACAGCCCCAAUCCGGCUACGCCCCGACAGAGACAGAGAUGCACAUGCCACUGGGUGCGAAUGUGGAGCUCCAUUCUGACGACGGCGUGCUCUACUCAUCGCGAAGGCGCGCGGAAAAGAAGCCGGAGGACUACAAUUACGAUGACAACACGGUUCUGGGCAUGGCGAACUACAUCUACAAGGGCGAUGCCAGUCUGGCCACUCUGA
Molecule: messenger RNA, 559 nt
Organism: Symbiodinium necroappetens
Lineage: Eukaryota; Dinophyceae; Suessiales; Symbiodiniaceae
Source: the annotation of a GenBank genome assembly